Lates calcarifer (barramundi perch) is the source of this 5664-nucleotide messenger RNA. RefSeq lists its product as uncharacterized. The transcript has 4 exons. The record is from RefSeq and is a predicted model, not a curated record. Bases 385 to 4791 code for a protein of 1468 amino acids. NCBI's taxonomy places the organism in Eukaryota, Metazoa, Chordata, Actinopteri, Centropomidae.
UUAGUAAAAAAUGUGGAGGAAGAUCUGAACUCCUCUGGCCCAUGUAAGGACGUUGCCUUCACUUGAGCCUGCGUGUCCUCAUCGUUCAGUCAUGCGGGUCCUCCUCCUGCUGGUGACGUCACACAUUAAACGGAGUGGAGGAGGAGGAGAAGGAGGAGAAGGAGGACUUUGUUGUGGUUGAGGACCAACCCCACUUAUCAGAAGGCAACGAUCAGGGAGAGCUACGCUUCUACUGUUAGGGACGUUUCCUCCAAGACAUGGAAGAAUGAACGCCUGCACAGAGAGGAACUUUGCUUACUUCACGGACUUUGAAUGGAGAUGGAGCUCGUCGAGAAAAAGAAAGUUGCCUCUUCAACCUGCUACAAGACUUACUAGAGGACAAAAAUGUAUUCUUGUGCAUGGAUGAAUGGACAGCACCAACAAGCUGGACCACAUUCACAAUCUUCACAAGUUUCUGUUCCACUUAUCCAUGACACAAUGAGGAACCCGCAAACAGGGACAGCAGAUGACUUGUCUCAGUACAGGACAAUGAACACGGGAGUCCGACCUCCACAAAUUGCCAAUUUCAACUUUCGAGAUGGAGCUUGCUCUAACAGACAGAUGUCAAAUUGCAAAACCUCAGCAGUUCCUCAUCAGGCAGUUUCUUCCCAGCAGCCAGUUCGAAGGCAUCAGAAGAAUCAUCUUCUGAAGUUCUUUCUUGGCCACCUCAACGCGACAGGUAUGCGAACUGGAGACCGCUGUUUGCCAGCCAGUAAUGAAUUUCAGGCUGUCACUAUGCGUAAUUUCUGUAAAAAGUCUGCUCAGAAAUCAAAAACCCAGGCUCCACCCAGCAUGGUGACUACGUCCCAUCAGCAAGACAUGUCAGGACUUUGGAACCAACCAGUUACAGCUCAGUGGCAACCAACAAUUAGGACAGAGGACGGUAACAUUGUGUCUGAUCCCCAACGUUGUAGAGUCCAGAAUACCUUGUAUCAAAAUGUAAACAGACAGUCGACUAAUCCGUAUCAUGCACACAUUUCAACAGCUACCUCGUCUCCAUAUGAACAGGCAGUUUACACCAGCACAUCCGUGUCUGCCCCUCAACAAAACAGACAGGCUGUUCAUUACCAGAAUCACAGACAAAAUGUCACUUCUUCCACAUCCCCACCAAAUUACAAUGAAGUUGUCUAUCAGUCUUUCAGAAGGAAUAGCAUUACAACAGAUCCAUUAUCAAAUGGACAGAUUUGGCACAACUCCAACAUGAGUCAGAAAACUCAGCAAUACUCAGCUCAACUCAACUCCUCUAUUAACUCAAACUCAAAUAGCUAUCAGUAUGAAACCAGCUGUUUCUUGCAAGAAACACAUGAGCCUACCAUAAAUCCUGCUGCUGAUACACAACAGCAAACACUCAGAGCCCAGAUAAUUGCAAGAAUUGCAGACAGUCUACGCAGGUCGUGUGCUGCUGCCUCCAGUGGUUGUCGUCCAGUGCAUGCUAGUUCACCUAGUGAGGCCAGAACAAUGGAGUGUAAUCAAACUGUGCAACCGGUGACAUCAACUGUUGCUGAAGGUUACCACUCAAAUGCCACCCAGCCCUUACCUCUGCAUUCUGGCCAGUCUUUGCCUAACACCAUCAAAAGUGUUAUGUCAAGAGCACAGCACAUUGUAAAUGCACCACCUCAGCAAAGCUCUGUAGCAGAUGUUUUCUGUGUCACAACAACUGGAAUUGGAGGUAAAAAUGGAAGUGAGGCAGGCAAUGCAUUUUUUCCUGAAAAUAACAACAUGUCAAAGGGAGACCUAAUUGGAUCUUCAAGUGAUGGUUCUCAGCUGUUGCAGCUAUUGCAGAGAACCCAGUCAUCUGUAAUGAACAGCCCUGAUCUGCUUGAAAAGCUUUUAUCAGUCAACCAAAAUGACAGCUCCAUCCACUCAUAUCCUGGUCACACAGGCACAAGAGCUGUUGCUGUUGUGCAGCCAUUGUCACAAGAAAGCUACCAGGUCGCCAACAAGCAUACCUCUUCUAAAACCAUCAAUCAAUCAGACGAGUGCAUUGCAACAAAUACAUCUUUUAGUAACCAUGAGAAAUUUAUUUCACCAACUGUUGAAAUGAACAGAGAGGCUGAAAACCCAAAUCAAAUUCAGUCCAACAAAUAUGUAAUAAGACAUUCAGCAGCAUCCAGUGAUGGUACUGUUGCAGUUACUGUACAGUUAUGUGCAGAUGAGAAAGAAUCUGAGCUGGCCACUAACUUGCAAGUAGACUGCUGUCAUGCAUCAGCUGCUCAACGGUCAGUAACCUCUGAGACGCCAAGUCAAAAUGGCGAUAUGGACAAAAGUGAUACACUAGCUGGUUAUUCUGACCUGUCCUCAGUCCCAACAACCCCAUGGACAAUUGAUGGAUUACGUAACUUGAUUCAGGAUGCUAGAAAAGCCCAGAUGGAGUUACAAGAUAUUCCCGUGUGUGACAAAUUAUUAAGCAUGUUUUGGUUUGGCAACAGUAAACUGUUGGUAAAUAAGAUCAAGACAGGCUAUUACAAGGAUUUAAUCAUAGAUGUUACUAAAUUCUGCAGCAAACACGUAACACCAGACUCUGUCAUACUAUCACAAGUAAAACAAAGCCCUGGGAAGCAACACAAAAACUACUAUGUCCUCAAAGAUAAUGAAGUUUAUUCAGAACUGCCCUACACAUCAUCAUGGUUGAAUAUCAAUGAGCAAGUAGAUGACAUUGACAAAGAGUUUGGCUUCCCACCUUUGAUGCAUCGUUUUCACACAUUUGUGAGUGACCACCAGCCCGAUCACGUUGAGACAGUCAACAGCAUCCCUGCACUUAUUGAAAGUGAUCUGCCAAACAAAGUCUUGUCACAAACAGAGCUCGAACCUGUUGACUCAGGUGAUGAGAAACAAGCCUCCAUCGCUGAAACUAAAUCAACUCGAACUUCCUCUCAUACUGAGACAGAAAGUGACGAUUCCAGUGACCCAUAUUGCUCAUUUGAAAUCCAAAUUUUGCCUCUAGAAGAAGCCAAAGUUAUCUUCGAUCAAAUACAAAGUUCAACGCCACAAAGUAUGGCCACGGACAGUCAGUCAAAGGAAGUCAUGAAGAGUUUUGUGGAGGAAAAGGUAACUGAUGUUAGAGAAGUCACACUGAAUGACUCAAAAGUGGAAAAGGAGGUAGCCUCUGCAAUAGAUGAAAUUUGCUGUAUUGCACGGUGGAUGGAAAAAAUUGUUGGGUCAGAUAUCCCUUCUUUGAGUAAAUGCAAGUAUUGUAAUGGCAAGACCCUUGAAAUGGAAGAGUCAAUGGAAGAAACAAAUGAACUGUGUGUGAUCAGUAAAGUCCACUCUGACACAGAGGGAGAGAAUGAAGUGAAGGUCAAAAAUCUCAGUGUAGAUAUCAACCCAAAUGAAGAUGAUGAGAAACUUCACUCACAUUCUGACAGAGAAACCGAAAACAUUUCCUUGAUAAGCAUAAAUGAUAGCCAGUCAAGCAUUAUACUCUUCAGUGAAAAUGAAGAUCUCUCCUGCACUGAACGUGAAAUCCCUGACCAGAUCCCAGAUUUUUGCUGUCCGAUAUCAGAUCCUGAGGAGGACUGUGUACAAGAUCAGUUUAAUUCAGUAGUAAUUAGUCAGUCAGACAAUUCAGAUGAUAGCAAGAAAGAAACCAAAACGGUCCUCAGCAGUGAGGUUGCAAGCUACACAUCAGAUCCUGAGGAGGAUUGUGCACAAGUUCAACUGACAUCAGCAGAUAUGGCAGAGAUGUCAUUGGGAAUGGAAGAACAACAAACUAAAAUUAGUGCGAUGGCUGCCCCCCAAACAACUUUCAGUCUCAGUUGUAAACAAAGAAAGAGGAAGGCACUGAGCAGUCAGGAGCGAGUUGUUCCAUUCCUGAAGAAAUUAAAGAAAUGCAGAGCUUCACAGUCUGUCUUUAAGAACAUAAAAUGUAACAUGGUUUUUGUUGAUGCUACUGAUAGUGAACCUCCAGCCUCAAAUGUUAGAACCGCAGAACUGGUUCUGUAUGGCUCAGCACAUCAAAGUAAGGGCAUUGUAUCUGGGAACAGAAAGAGCCAUGUUUCAUCUCAUGUGUCUCCAUUUGGAGUUCAGAGGCCUCCAGAAGUUCUCUCUGUGAAUGUCAAUCCCCCGAAGAGAAAGUCCAGUAUUCCCACAUCAGAAGGUUCAGUCAAACAAAGGAUUUAUGAAAAAUGGUGGAGAAGUUGUCCACCAACAAAAAUUCAGCACACAAGGAAACUGAAAACACAGAAGCGUACCUUUGCUUCUUCAUCUGGAGUGAGUCUCAAGAAAACUGAAACGGCUGGCCACACCAAGACCAAGAAGUUGCCUCUUUCCUCUGAAAUGGGGAUCUGGAACACAAAUACCAAGUGUUUCCUGGGUCUGAAGAGGAGCAGAUCCCUCUCCAACAGACUCAAACUAGGAGAGGAGAAUAUGAGGAGGAAUGUGGUUUCACUCAAAAGAUCUAAUCAAGAGAGAAGUGAUGCUGAACGUGGAUACUGUGCUGUCAAGCCCACAGCAGAGAAGAAUGUCCUGAGGUUCAGUGUGUUACCCAACACCUUCAACUUUGUAGAUGGAUCAAACAGGAGAAAGGAAACCACUGAUCCUAUGUCAGAUGAGUCUGACUUUGUUGUAGGAACAAGAAGGUACAGGAGCUCCAGUAAAACUAUCAAGACGGCAAGAGGUUCAUGGUGUCCACGCCCUGAGAAGAAGUAUUGUCCUCUGGACUCGCCUCCUGUCACCAACACCUCUAGCCUCUUCCAGGAGUUUCAGAAGAAAUACAAGGACAAGACGCAGCCGUCCACAGAUAAACAAACAUGACAAGCAGACAACAGAGACAGAUUCUAAAAUUUCAAUAUUUAGUCCAAUAAUUCUCAGGGAAAUUCUUCAUUUGCUUUCUUUUGUAUUUUUGUGCUGUAUAUUCAAGUAGUGAAUUGAAAUUUUGCCAGCACACAUUUGCUUUUAACAGUCAAGCAAAUUAUGCUGUUUAAGAUACUUGUUUACACUUUGUUUACACACUCAUUGACUUCAGGUACCACUCCUAAUGUUUCACAAAAAUGUCUUACACAAAAAUGUAACUGUAUACUGCAUAGUUCAGCAGUAUAUUUCUAUUUUUCUACAUCCAAAUAUUUUUGUCAUUUUUUAAAAACAUUUUAAAUAAAGUAGUUUUAAAGGCUGUUUUAAUAAAUGCAAUCUAGUUUUUUAUAUACUUUGAAUGUAUAGUUUUAUUUUUGACAUUAAAUAUCCAGUUAAAAUCACAAAAGCAUCUCAUGUUGACGUACAGCAAGUUCAUAUGAGCUGUCUGGUUGCCUGUGUAGUAUACAGGAUGUUUUAUGUAUGUUUUACUUUUUGGAAUGUCUGAGGGUUUCCAGAUGUUUUCACUUUUUACGAGUUUCCUAUGUUUAAGUUAGCCCUUGGGGUUCAUGUUUAGGAUAAGAGUCAAGAAUGUGACCCCCAGACUAGUAGGGGUUAAAGGUGAGGGUUUCCUCUCACCCAUCUUCUUCCUUUUGACAGUGAAGGCAUUGAAUGAAGGUCCAGAUGUUUCUUAUGAACCAUGUAAACAACCAAUGUAUAUAUACUGGUGUUUAGAGCUGUUAGGUAGAGAGAUCCAUAUUGGCUCGGAUCCUCUCACAGGCUACUGCAGUGCUUGUCCGAUGCUGAACUACUUUGUAAUAAACUCCUAUAUACAAGUAA